AUGGACAAUAUCUUGGUGACUAGAUGGAAAAACCCCUCCAACCCCCCUAACUCAGCUGAUUGGAGAAAUGCUGAACAUUGGAAACUCCCCUCGGAGUUUAAGUUGUUCAAUAACACUAAAAAGAUCAACAGUAAAAGGACCAAAUGGGAAGCCCCAAGUCCCUCAUGGCACAAACUAAACUUUGAUGGGGCAACCCACAAUAAUAGGCAAGUGGGAGGUCGUGUGACACGAGAUCAUCAGGGUGGUCUUAUUGUUGCCUUUGCGGGAAGCCUGAGGAAUCAUAUUGUCAACCAAGCCGAGGGAAUGGCCCUUUUAUGGAGAAUGAAGUUUGUCAUUGCUAUAGGUAUCAGACAACUUGAAAUUAAAGGGGAUUCAAAAAUAAUUGUCGAGGCUGUCAAUGGUAGAACUGCGGCGAGUUGGAAAGUGGAAGCGAUUUUGAGGGAUGCUAGAAUGCUUCUAGCUAACCUUGACAAUUUCACUAUCUGCCACAUUUACAGAGAAGGGAAUGCAGUUGCUAUCAACAUGCUGCAAGAGGGCUUACGGUGUUGGAGGAGUACUGAUAUACUGCCAGUGAUCAUUAAGGGGAUCUCAGAGAAAGAAAAGACUAAGUUCUAA
Molecule: messenger RNA, 615 nt
Organism: Cryptomeria japonica (Japanese cedar)
Lineage: Eukaryota; Viridiplantae; Streptophyta; Pinopsida; Cupressales; Cupressaceae
Exons: 1
Coding region: 1-615 (204 amino acids)
Molecular function (GO): RNA-DNA hybrid ribonuclease activity; nucleic acid binding
Source: RefSeq, a predicted model, not a curated record